AUGACUACUUCCACGGAUAAGAGUACCGAGGAUUCUUGCCUUGCUCCCAAGGUAAUGAUUGCCACUCGUCUGCACUUGGGAAAGGCCACUUCACCUCCCACCGCCGAGAAAUUGGCUAGUCUGGUGACAAGCUUUGGUCAAAUGGCAGAAGCCGUGGAGAACUCCAUUCCAGUGAUUGCAGUGGACAGCACUUCUAAAAUUGAGGGCUACGAUUAUCCAACGGCUAUUCGUCAGGCACUUGCCACAACAGCAGGUACUAGCAAGAUUCAAAUUCUUCCUGUCACCCCCUGGGGCAAGUUUACGCCCGCGUUGAAUGCCUUGGUGACCUAUGCGGUCGAGGUCGAUUGCGGAUUGAUCAUGUUUUGCUCAGCUGAAAUCAAGGCCCCCAAAGAGGCUAUUGAAAAAUUGUGUCGACAUGUGGACAUAGAUACACUCGUGGCGGGAGCCGCUCUGCCUGGACACCUGUACUCACCCGGUACACAAGACUUGAGUGGAAGAACCUGUCCCUGGAAUACAUUAGCGGUAUGGGACGUCAAAAAGCUUUCUCUAACAGGCUUUCAAUUGUGUUCGGAUCUGGGAGCUACCGCGGGGGUCGAGGAAUGCGCUGUGGUCGGUCUUUUGCAAAAGUUGUUCGUCGUUCCUGCCACCACGAUGAUGGCCAAACUAGUAAAGCUAGACGAAAUCCAAUGGGAACAAGAAUUUGAGGACGAAGAGCGACGCAAAUGGCACGAGUAUAAAAUGAAGUCCAAAUUGGAUCGGGCGCAAGCACAAAUGGAACAACUGAAUUUGGCCUCGAGUGGUGGGAAGGUGUUGCAUUGCUAA
Molecule: messenger RNA, 822 nt
Organism: Cylindrotheca closterium
Lineage: Eukaryota; Bacillariophyta; Bacillariophyceae; Bacillariales; Bacillariaceae
Source: the annotation of a GenBank genome assembly